GUGCAGGAGGAAACUGGAGUAAGCAAUUUUCACUUAAACAUAUCGCCUUCCUAAAUUAGCAACACAUAACGACCAAUCGUUAUCUAAACGAUGUUUUUUUCUUUUCUCAUUACUUUUUCCAGAUUGAUACUGAAUUUAUGGAGGUUAUGGCUUUCAGGCAUGUUCACGAUGUGGCCUUUCAAAAGUCAGAUUUAUUCUUCGUCUGCCUGUUAAGACCCCUGUCAAAACAGAUCAUGGUUGAUGAUCUAGAAAUUCAGGAUGCUAAGUGGAUGCCUCUAGUUGAGUUUGCGAAGCAACCUCUAAUCCAAGAAGACGACAUGUUGAAGAAAAUAAUUGACAUUUUCAUCGCUAGACUAGGGAAGCGCUACUGCGGAUUGUCUGUCCAUCAACUGGUUUCCAAAUUUGAUGACAAACUUUCUACAUUGUACUUUAACACAGUUGAUGAUCCAAAUUUGAACUGUCAAGCCAGUUAGCAUCACAA
Solanum stenotomum is the source of this 481-nucleotide messenger RNA. Its product is annotated as nudix hydrolase 8-like. Gene Ontology annotation, molecular function: ADP-ribose diphosphatase activity; NADH pyrophosphatase activity; NAD binding. Lineage: Eukaryota; Viridiplantae; Streptophyta; Magnoliopsida; Solanales; Solanaceae. Bases 138 to 473 code for a protein of 111 amino acids. The transcript has 3 exons. The record is from RefSeq and is a predicted model, not a curated record.